UGGAAACUUGUUUUAUGAAAAUAGGUUUUGUGCCUUAAAAUACUUCAACGGUUACUAAUCUGAUCAUUAAUUCUUGUGAAGCUACUAGUACAAGUACUUGCCAUCAACAACGGUAGCGUGUUCUAUCGUCUCUCAGGUUCUCUCAUCAACAAAGAUUCGCUAUGAUCCGACACGCCCUAGAAAGAACCGGAACCACCCUCCGGUCCCUACUCUUCUUUCUUCCUCCUCCUCAAUCUUUCCAUUUAUAGUAUAUCGAUUAACGCAAGAUCAAACGAAGAUGCGAGCUUUCCACCAAGAGGAUGGAACUCGUACGACUCCUUCUGCUGGACAAUCUCCGAAACUGAGUUCUUGCAGAGCGCUGAAACCAUCUCAAAGCGUCUCCUUCCUCAUGGAUAUCAAUAUGUUGUGGUGGAUUACCUUUGGUACAGAAAGAAAGUCCAAGGAGCUUACGUGGACUCUCUUGGCUUCGACGUGAUUGACGAAUGGGGAAGGAUGCAUCCUGAUCCUGCUCGGUGGCCUUCUUCUAAAGGCGGCAAAGGCUUCACCCAAGUAGCUGAGAAAGUUCAUAAGAUGGGUUUGAAGUUUGGGAUUCAUGUUAUGGGUGGGAUUAGCACGCAGGCUUAUAACGCAAACACUCUCGUUAUGGAUAGUGUCAAGGGAGGUGCUUAUGAGGAAUCAGGUAGACAGUGGAGGGCGAAGGAUAUUGGGAUGAAGGAGAAGGCUUGUGUGUGGAUGCCGCAUGGGUUCAUGAGUGUGAAUACCAAGCUAGGUGCUGGAAAAGCCUUCUUGAGGUCACUUUAUCGGCAAUAUGCUGAAUGGGGAAUCGAUUUCAUAAAACAUGACUGUGUAUUUGGGGAUGACUUCAAUCUAGAUGAGAUCAGUAUUGUGUCAGAGGUUCUGAAGGAGCUUGAUCGGCCUGUUUUGUACUCCAUAUCUCCAGGGACGAGUGUGACCCCUACAAUGGCUAAAGAAGUUAGUCAGUUGGUUAACAUGUACAGAGUAACAGGUGAUGACUGGGACACAUGGAUAGACGUGGUGGCACAUUUCGAUAUCUCGAGGGAUCUAUCUGCGUCUAAUAUGAUCGGUGCGCGAGGGCUACAAGGAAAAUCAUGGCCAGAUUUAGAUAUGCUACCUCUUGGAUGGCUUACUGAUCAAGGUUCGAACCUUGGACCUCAUCGACUGUGUAAUCUUACUAUGGAAGAACAGAAGACACAGAUGACAUUGUGGUCUAUAGCAAAGUCCCCUCUCAUGUUUGGAGGUGAUGUGAGAAAGCUUGAUGACGCGACUUAUAAUCUCAUCACUAAUCCUACACUUCUGGAAAUCAAUUCUUAUAGCUCUAACAACAUGGAGUUUCCUUACAUCACCGCGGCACGGAACAAUCCUCAUCAUUCAAUAGGCAACAACGUUAAAACCAAACAUGCAUUUGGUCUGACUAGCUGCAAAGAACCAAAAGCCAGCACUUGGUCCGUUGUAGACAAGAACAAUGGAAAAAUCUGUUGGAACCAAUACUCAACCGAGAAACCAGAGAAGCCCUUUUGCUUAUACAACAGAAAAGCUCUUCUAUCUUCCAGUGAGGAGAUACAACACAAUCAGCUCUAUCAAGGUAAGCUCCAUUUACAAACAAAUGAUAAAGCAGAGUCUUGUUUAGGAGCUUCCUCGAGGAAAAAGCUCACUUCCAAAGACUAUAGUCGCGGUGCGUUAUCACCUUGCAAACUAGACGCAAACCAGAUGUGGGAGCUCCACAGUAAUGGAACACUAGAAAACAGCUACUCUGGUCUUUGUGCUGUGUUAAAUCCAGUGAAAGCAGAAGCUAGCUCCAAUGGUGUUCGUUCUUGGAUUGCUUCGGGAAGAAGAGGAGAAGUGUAUGUCGCCUUUUUCAACCUAAAUCAGGUGAAGACGACGGUAUCAGCUAAGAUAUCAGACAUUGCCAAGGCUCUUCAGAACAAGACGCAUCUUGAAGGAGCUUCUUGUAAGAGCCACGAAAUAUGGAGCGGUAAAGAUUUCGGACCAACGAAAGAUUCAGUAACGAUUCAAGUUGAAUCUCAUGGUCCUGCUCUGUUUGUUCUCCAUUGUAGCCAUGCAUGAGUAUAUCAGAUCAACAAGCUGUUCUUUUGCCUUCUACUCACGACUGUCGUUUUUCAUCAUAUAGUGUAAUGUUUUAUCUUAGCCUAAUGAAAACAGAGUUUAUGUAUAAUCUAUGCUUUAAUAACACUGGUUACGAUGAUAA
Brassica napus (rape) is the source of this 2227-nucleotide messenger RNA. RefSeq lists its product as uncharacterized. Gene Ontology annotation, biological process: carbohydrate metabolic process. The record is from RefSeq and is a predicted model, not a curated record. Bases 493 to 2085 code for a protein of 530 amino acids. Gene Ontology annotation, molecular function: hydrolase activity, hydrolyzing O-glycosyl compounds. The transcript has 13 exons. Lineage: Eukaryota; Viridiplantae; Streptophyta; Magnoliopsida; Brassicales; Brassicaceae.